AUGGAUAGUAGUGAUUCAGAAGAUCGAACCUCUAAAAAAGAUGAUUUAAAAAAAGAAAGAAAAAAAGUAAUUAAUAAAAAACCUAGCAAAAGAGUUAAACUUGAUUAUAAUAGAUUAUCAGGACCUAAUGGACUUGAUUUAUUGAAAAAAAUGUUUAAAAAUUUUAAAUUCAAAGGAAACAAUCAUGAAAAAGAAGAUUUGACUAAAGUAAUGCAAAUUUUGCAACAUUGGAUGUGUAAUUGUUUAUUUCCCAGCGGUGAUUUCGAAGGAAACAUGGAAAAAUUGGAAUUAAUAGGAAACAAAAGAAUCAUUCAGAUUUACAUGAAAAAAAUAAGAAUGGGAAUAGAUGAUUGGGGUGAAAGUAAAUCGAAUGAAAAUGACAUCAUUAAUAUGGAUAAUAAUUUUGAUAGUUUAAAAACUGAUUAUGAUAAAAUUAAUUUUGAUGAUUAUAAUAAUUCACCGACAUUCGAAGAAAAUGAUUGGUCCAUGCCUUCCUGCAGUAACACGUUACCUACCGAGGAUUCAAAUAAUUUUAUAAAUGUUCAAGGACAAGAAGAAAAUAAUACAUUUGCUCCCCAAAAAUCACAACAAGUACAAGAACAAGAAGAAAAUAAUACAUUUGCUCCCCAAAAAUCACAACAAGUACAAGAACAAGAAGAAAAUAAUACAUUUGCUCCCCAAAAAUCACAACAAGUUGAAAUACUAGAAGAAAAUAAUACAUUCAGUCCUCUCAAAUCGCAACCAUCAGUACAUCAGAACGAAAUAACUUUAACUCCUGAACAACUUGAAAGAAUUGCUAGAAAUAGACAAUUAGCUCAAGAAAGAAAACUUAAAAGACUUGCAGAUCAAAAUUUAUCUCAACAAAACGAUUAA
Molecule: messenger RNA, 873 nt
Organism: Pediculus humanus corporis (human body louse)
Lineage: Eukaryota; Metazoa; Arthropoda; Insecta; Psocodea; Pediculidae
Exons: 3
Coding region: 1-873 (290 amino acids)
Biological process (GO): DNA damage response; DNA replication checkpoint signaling; replication fork arrest
Cellular component (GO): replication fork protection complex; nucleus
Molecular function (GO): DNA binding
Source: RefSeq, a predicted model, not a curated record